AUGCCUCGAGGCGAAAAUUUUUCGCCGCACAAAAACUUGCGAAGAUCGUGUCGCGACCGAACGACACUUUAUUCCAGUUUUCAAGAAAAUGAGCUGGAUGAUUAUUUGGAGGAAGAAGACGGGUAUGGAAGGAGAAGAAGUUCGAGGUCUAGCGGAAAUUGGGUAAAUUUUUGGGGUUUGGAGAUGGUAAAUCUGCUUCUACAGCAACUAUUCGCUACGUUUUGAGUCCAGGAGCUGAAAAAUCCUAAUUUUUUGCAGAACCAUCGUUCACGUUCGGGUAGAGUUAUCAAAAAUCGAUAUUAUGAAGAGGAUUAUGGAGAUUAUUUAGAAGACGAUGAAGAUAUUGGAACAAGAAGAUCAGAUAGGUAAGGAAUGUUUUGAAAAAUUUAACAAAAAAAAUUGCUCAGGUUAACCACUCGCCAACAAAUGAUGUUGGCCAUCAACGAAUCGAAACGUGUUCACAAGGAACGGGAGCGUCCGGCAAGUGCGGCAUCACUGGCAGCCACCGCGGCGCCGCCAAGUCGCAAGCGAAAACGUAUAGUGAUUGAUGACGAGGCGGAAGAUGAUGCCGCGGAAAACGCGGCAGACAUUCCAGAUGAUGAGGAAAUGGAUGUUCAGAUUCCAACGAUUUCAUCGCGACGAACUUCGCGUCGCAUGUCGAAAUCGAAUGAACCGGAUGAAGGUGACACGGCUCCAAAACAUACUCUUUUAAAAUCUAAAUUUCAGUCGAAAAAGAGCACGAUUCACCGGUUCGUCGAAGUUCACGUCGAAAUAAACACAUUGAAGAUGACGAUGCGAAAGAAGAGGGGGAAAAGAAAGAGGGCGAUGACGUGGCAAAUGACGAGAAAGGCGAUGGUUUGGAAGGGAAUGAAGAAGAAGAAGAGGAUGAUGAUGAUGACGAAGAAGUUAAAGAUGUAAGCGGUUUAUUCCAAAAGUUGACACAGAAAUCAGAAAAAUGA
Messenger RNA from Caenorhabditis angaria, 959 nucleotides. The record is from the annotation of a GenBank genome assembly. Lineage: Eukaryota; Metazoa; Nematoda; Chromadorea; Rhabditida; Rhabditidae.